Molecule: messenger RNA, 1305 nt
Organism: Cladophialophora immunda
Lineage: Eukaryota; Fungi; Ascomycota; Eurotiomycetes; Chaetothyriales; Herpotrichiellaceae
Exons: 2
Coding region: 341-1006 (221 amino acids)
Biological process (GO): vesicle-mediated transport
Cellular component (GO): Golgi apparatus; membrane
Molecular function (GO): small GTPase binding
Source: RefSeq, a predicted model, not a curated record
GUUUUGCACUUCGUCCACUUUCAGCACCAGCCACGUCCUCAGGCGCCCACCAACACUCGUCGCUCAAGAUGGCAAACAGAGGAUACGAUGUCGUUGUCGACGUCGACACAGAAGGCGACCUAGGCCACACCGACCUCCAAGACGACGACCUAGAAUUCCACUCAUCAAGUACGUCGCCCGCGGCAUCACACUUUUGGAUUCACUGUCGAAGUGCGUACUAAUUCGCGGGGCUCGCCGAGUAGACUUCGAGUCGAGUUCCUCGAGCCGCAAAGUCCAGCCCGACACUCCCUUCCUCUCGAGCUCCACCAACCCAGCCAACCUGCCCAACGACCCCUCGUCCAUGCCGCAGAAACACAUGCUCUGGUCGCUGUCCUUCUACGCGCAGUUCUUCGACGUCGACACCUCCACCGUGCUGCAUCGGUGUCGCUCCGCCAUCCUCCCCUUCAUCCCCAACACGCCCCCGUUCCUCGACAUCAUGGACGGCAACCCGGACCUGUACGGCCCAUUUUGGAUCGCGACGACCGUGGUGGUAAUUCUGUUCCUCACGGGGACGAUAAGCCACAAGCUGGCGACGGAAGGGAAAAAGCACUUCGAGUAUGACUUUAAACUGCUCAGCGGCGCCGCGGGCCUGAUCUACGGAUAUACGCUCUUCAUCCCCCUGGGUCUCUGGGGGGCGCUCCGCUGGUUCGGUGCUCAGUCUCUCGAGCUGGUGGAAUGCUGGGCGCUCUACGGGUACAGUAAUCUAUUCUGGAUCGCCGUGGCGUUGGUGUCGUGGUCGCCACUGAAUGGACUCAACUACGCCCUCGUGGGGCUGGGCUAUGCGGUCAGCGUGUUCUUCUUGGUCAAGAACCUGUAUCCCGUGAUCAGUGCGACGGAGAAGAAGAUCAGUCAGGUUUUGCUGCUGGCCGUGGUGUUGCUGCAUGCCGGCCUGGCCAUCGCCAUCAAGAUCUUGUUUUUCAGCCACAAGAGUCCGGCGAAGGAUGAUGACAGCAAGAUGUUGUUCUAGCCCUGCUUUUUUCCAUGGCAUUGGAGGCGGUCAUCAAGGACUUGGAAGGCAUGCUAACGGCCACGUGGGUUAUAAUGGUACAUGUAUCAACAAGAGGACACAGGAAACGGGCACGAGUCACUCCUCUGGGUUAGAGUGACUAUCAAUGAUGAUAAAAUGUCCGCCAGACUCGAGUUCACCGCCAAAAUUACAUUGGCUUCUUCAUACUAUUGUCUGGCUCUGCCGUAGCAAUCCGUAUAGACUCCGAGCAUGGGAGUUAACAUGCAUUGAAAAUAGCUGCAUUGACGAUAUCUAGCCUG